Phalaenopsis equestris is the source of this 948-nucleotide messenger RNA. RefSeq lists its product as uncharacterized. The coding region runs from base 1 to 948 and encodes 315 amino acids. The transcript has a single exon. Lineage: Eukaryota; Viridiplantae; Streptophyta; Magnoliopsida; Asparagales; Orchidaceae. The record is from RefSeq and is a predicted model, not a curated record.
AUGAAAAUAUUUAAGUGGUCUACUGAUUUUGAUACAGGUAAGGAACUUCCUAUAGUUCCUAUUUGGUUAAAGCUCUCUGGACUAAAGCUCCAUUUCUUUAACCAUAAAGUUCUGUUUAACAUUAGAGAAGCCUUGGGUAAACCUCUUAAGUUGGAUGUUCCAACUUUUAAUUUAUCAAGACCAUCUGUGGCAAGAAUCUUAGUGGAAAGGGACCUUACUCUCCCAACUGUGGAUGAAAUAUGGUUGGGAACUGAACACAAUGGGUAUUGGCAGAAAAUCAUUGCUGAACAGAAGCCCUAUUAUUGUUUCCAUUGCUUCAUGUUUGGGCACACUGACAAUAAAUGUUUUAAACUACAUCCUCGCCUAAGGAUCGAUCAUCAUGCGGCUUCAAAAGAUGCUGCUAUGUCUGAGAGAGAAAGGGAUAUUUCUGAUAAGUGUCUUGGUGAAACCAUUUUUGAGAGGAAUGUCCAUGGUCCUGAUGAAACUAUCUUGGUCACCAAGGCUGCUGUGGCCAUUGAGACUGAAAAAGUAGACAAUCAGUUAAAUAUAGAUUGUCCUGACCAUUACUUGCUGAAUGUGACUAAAAAUUUACCUAAGGAGGCUAUUGGCCCUUCAAUAUGUCACCUUGAACCAUCUGCAAAACAGAUCAUAACCAGUGAAGAAAAUGCCCCUACAACCUCUGACCAAGAGCCCUUGAACUCUCAGUUGGAAGUUGGUGAGGUGGUUCAAAAGGAUUUUCCAGUGGACUCCACUUUAGUGGAGGUACUUCAGACUGCAUUGGCUGAUGAUUGGCAAACUCAAAAAGCAAGAAAACAGAAAAAGACCAUCCAAGAGUUAAAUAAUGUGAAGGGAGGAACUUAUUUACUCAGGGAUAGAAAUAUCCAUUUAGAAACCAAGGAGGCCAUGGCCAACUCUAGAAGGAGGGGUAAAUCCAUCUCCUUUGGAUGA